Messenger RNA from Caenorhabditis remanei, 309 nucleotides. RefSeq lists its product as uncharacterized. The coding region runs from base 1 to 309 and encodes 102 amino acids. The transcript has 3 exons. NCBI's taxonomy places the organism in Eukaryota, Metazoa, Nematoda, Chromadorea, Rhabditida, Rhabditidae. The record is from RefSeq and is a predicted model, not a curated record.
AUGAAGUCUACAGUAUUGUCUCUUCUGAUUCUUUUGGCACUGAUCUCGAUCGUUUGGUCAGAGAUGACAUGUGCAGAGCAGUGUGCUGAGAGUUACUUGGAUACAGUACGACAACAUCCAGAAUACACAUCAAUUCAGUUGAAGACCUCAUCAUUGAAAUGCAUUCAAGACUGUCAUGAUGCAUUCAAAAAGAAGUUCUUGAAUGACUGGCAUGUUUUCUUCGAGAUUCAGCCACCAAUGAGAUGCAAUGUCAAAGAUUGUCGCUCUUCGUUCUGGAUUCACUCGGAGCAUAUUUCUGAUGAGCAUUGA